UUGAUGCAGCUAAAGUGUCGUAGCUCGGGGAGAGAGCCUGAGACCUGUGUUUCUAAUUGCCUAUAGGACACCUCCGCCAGGGUAAACCCAGACAUCCAAAGCCUACCCUCAAGAUUACUUCUCUGUCACUCAAUUCAGAUUUGGUUUAUCUCACAAAUGCCACUAAAGUCACCCAUUUUGGGUUCCCCAAAUCUGUCGCUGCAUGGAGUCGGUCGGUGAGAUUUACACUUCCCGGAAUUCCCUGCCCUCCAAGAGCGGUGUGAUAGCUCCAGAGACUACAGCUCCCAGCGUCCUGCGCGCCCGAGCGGGGCGGGGCUUUCUGGUCACGACUCCCGCGAAAAGGACAUGGCAGAGCCGUCAAGAUCCCGGCACCGCUCGCUGUAUAAAGUAAGGGGCUCGCCGCCUUGGAAGGAGGCAUUCAGGCAGGGAUGCCUGGAAAGGAUGAGAAACAGCCGCGACAGACUCCUGAACAAGUACCGCCAGGCUGGAGGCAGUAUGCCAGGUGGAGCUCAGAACACCUUUCUGGUGCAAGAGGUGAUGGAAGAGGAAUGGAGUGCUUUGCAGUCAGUGGACAGAUGUCCAGAGACCUUGGCUCAGGUGGAGGAACUGAUGGACCUGGCUGUACUGGAGGAAAUUCAACAGGAGCUAAUUAACCAAGUCAUAUUUCCAGAAGACUGUUUUUACUCUGAAGGCUCAGCUGUCUUCCCAAUAAUAAGGAUCUCCAGUGUAUUGGCCUUGUGCUAAGAACUUCUCAUUCCAUGAUACUGUUUUCUCCUUAUAACUGCGCUACAAGACAGUGUUAGAAGAGAAAGUAUUGUCUUACACAGAUCACACAGCUAGCAAGUGGUGGAACUGGGGAGCAAAAUCAAUUGUAUGAAUCUGGUACCCAUAUUCAUUCUACUAUCCUAUUGUACCUAUAUAGUUAAUAGAAAUCCUGUCCCUUUACAGGAUACAGGGCAUGAUCAUAUCCCUUGCUCUACCUAAAUUAUGUGCCAUCUCUUCCAUCCAUUCUUUAUUGACUCCCCAGGGUCUUUGUGAGUGUCUACUUUGGGGGGCAUCCCUGGCAUUGAAUGGAGUGCAUAGUUUAGCACCUUAUAUAAUUAUUUAUUCCACAUAGCUUUGUCUCGGCUAGCCUUAGCUUUUCUCGCCUAUAAAACAGAGAUAAUAAACCUACCCUAUAAAGUUUGUUGUAAGAUUCAAAUAAAAUAUGUCUAGAAGACUUAGAGCACUGCCUGACAUAAAGCAGUAGGCAAUAGUUAUUAUGGGGAUGCAAGAGCAUCGAUUCUUGAGCCAGACGGCUAAAAUUCACUUCUCAGCUUUACCACUUUAACUUUUGGGACACUGGGCAAGACACUUAAUCUCCCUGUGCCUAGGUUUCUUCAUCUUUAAAAUAAGGAUAAUAAUAAAGAAGUUAACAAAUAUAAAGGGAUUAAA
Molecule: messenger RNA, 1434 nt
Organism: Choloepus didactylus (southern two-toed sloth)
Lineage: Eukaryota; Metazoa; Chordata; Mammalia; Pilosa; Megalonychidae
Gene: RPAIN
Product: RPA interacting protein
Exons: 4
Coding region: 346-744 (132 amino acids)
Biological process (GO): protein import into nucleus
Cellular component (GO): nucleus; PML body
Source: RefSeq, a predicted model, not a curated record